AUGCCGAAAAAAGAAGAUCCUGUCUUUAAUACACUAUUAGUUGAAGCAGUAGAAAAAUAUCCAUGUUUGUACAACUAUAAUAUAAACGAAUAUAGCAAACGUGAGUCAACCCAACUAGCUUGGGAAAGUAUUGCUAAAGAAGUAAACGAUACAGUUAUAAACUGUAAAGAGACGUGGAGGAAUUUACGGAUUGUAUUUACAAGAAAUAUUACCAAAAAAAGUGGAUCAGCUGCAAAAAAAAAAUAUUACCUUACAGACAAGAUGCAGUUCAUAAGACCUUAUCUGAACUUGAAAAAAGGAAAUUCACUACCGGGAAAUUUACCUUCUCCUACACAUGACAAUGACAACGAUCAAGGCGCAUCAUCUUAUCAAGACAACUACAAUAAUACAGAUGUAUGCAAUGACAUAACAAUAACCGAAGAAAUUCCUUCAACAAGUACAAUUAGUACAAAUAAUAUUGUAGAAAAUAAAGUCGUUGGCAUUGAACCGCCCUUGAAAAAGAAGAAAAAUUCAAAUAAUAUCACUAGUGUCGAUGAAUGUGUAAUGGAUUAUAUUAAGGCUAAACAACGUACUUCAGAGGAAAAUCCAAAAAAAUUAUUUUUGUUGAGUUUACUUCCAGAUUUGAAUGAAAUGAAUAAUAUUCAAUUUAGAAAAUUUCGUACUCAGGUGAAUUUUUUGAUUGAUGAUAUCUUAAAAACUACACAGGAUACUAGUCAUGGUAACAACACAAGCUUGUGCUCUACACCACUUAGUUCAUGGGUUAGCGAAUCCUCAUCAGGACUUGAUUAUGUACCAUGGAAUCAAACUUCAUCAUCAGAAACAACAUUGACAAACAAUUUGACUAACGUGAACAAUUCGAAUACGACGAAUCAAGGAUACUACAUGCCUGAUGCCUGA
This is a messenger RNA of Macrosiphum euphorbiae (potato aphid), 897 nucleotides long. The record is from the annotation of a GenBank genome assembly. Lineage: Eukaryota; Metazoa; Arthropoda; Insecta; Hemiptera; Aphididae.